AUGAAGUUAGAUGCCACCGAUGAGUCUGCUUACAAAGCCUGGAAAGGUCUAGCUGAUGUUUGUGAAUUCCAACUCACUACGUAUGACUUGCCUUCCAGCCAAGCUGGAGCACCCGCCAAGCUAGUUGUUAGAAAAUGCCAAAUCAACAGUUACAGACUAUUGGACAAGGGAGCAAAACUCUCAUAUGCAUCUUGUUUACAAAAACUGAAUAUCCAUCUUCUCCUUGAACGCGUCUUCCUGAACGCUCCUGGGUAUUCAUUGACAAAUACUCAAUUGCAAGCAAAUGCUACAGAGAGACUCCGCAAAUUUCGUAAUAGAUCUCACUUUUCAAGAGACGCAAAGCGGAUUUACGAGAAAACAUACUACUCGCGUGCUUCUCAUCAGAAGGUCCAUGGUUUGAACUCGACCUCUGCCUCUCGACUUUCCUUGUCUAGGAUUGGGCAGCCUGGUAGUAUCUCAGCCUUCCUUCUGGUGGCAUGGCAGCAUGAUAAGAAAUUGAGUGAAAACAACGCAAUCGAUCAUACGUCCAAAGCCUCGGUCACUUCCAUUCAUUAUGUAGAAAAAUCCAAAGUUCAACAGAAAAACGUGAAAGCGGUGUUUGAUUUGAGGACUCUGAAAGGACAGGUUUCAAUCCCGCUGAGCUACUUAGACAAGCGAUAA
Messenger RNA from Opisthorchis viverrini, 660 nucleotides. RefSeq lists its product as hypothetical. NCBI's taxonomy places the organism in Eukaryota, Metazoa, Platyhelminthes, Trematoda, Opisthorchiida, Opisthorchiidae. The coding region runs from base 1 to 660 and encodes 219 amino acids. The record is from RefSeq and is a predicted model, not a curated record. The transcript has 5 exons.